AUGGGACGGUAUAUCCCUUCAGCGGAGACCAUCAAGCAACGAUGUACUUCUAUCAAAGCAUGGGAACUGCCGAAGCAGGAAAGUGCGCUUGCGCCGGACUAUGUCUGGACGAACAAGGAUAUGGACCCAGUCCCAGUAGAGGACCAAACAUGGACGCUUUGGACGUGGAUGGCUUACUGGGCAACCGACACGAUCAACUUGGGCACUUGGGAGACCGCUAGCUCCAUCAUCGCAGUUGGCUUGACAUGGCGCGAAGCCAUUCCAAUCAUGGUUGUCGGAACAUUUUGCGUUGCUAUCCCCAUGGUACUAAACGGUGCUAUCGGUGCAGCACUUCAUGUACCCUUCAGCGUUAUCGUGCGCUCAGGUUUUGGCUACUACUUCGCCUACUUCUGUAUUGUGUCUCGAUCCAUCCUCGCAAUGUUCUGGCUUGGCAUACAAGGCGCGAACGGUGCGCAAGCCAUUACGGUCAUGAUCACUGCGAUCUGGCCAUCAUACGCAAACGUGCCCGACCAUAUCGGCAAGGCGACGCAAGGUAUCUCAACGAACGGGAUGAUCAGUUAUUUCAUCUUCUGGAUCAUUCAGUUACCGCUGCUGCUUAUUCCGCCGACGAAGCUUCGAUGGCUGUUCAUCAUCAAGUUAGUGGCUGCUCCAAUCACCGCCGUUGCUACCCUGGGAUGGUGCGUCCACAAAGCUGGGGGAAGCGGUGAGCUGUUCAAUCUCCAGCCAGCAGUCUCUGGAUCGACAUAUGCCUACUUAUGGCUGUCGUGCAUGUCGGCAGUUACUGGCUCGUGGGCCACACUUGCCUGCAAUAUUCCGGACUUCUCCCGAUAUGCGAAGAGCUCAAACGGCCAGUACAUCCAACUUCCAUUCCUGCCUAUCAUUUUCACCAUUUGCGGCGUGCUCGGCAUCAUCACAACCUCAGCUUCAAUCGUCAUCUGGGGCGAGCCUUACUGGAACCCGCUCGACAUAGUGGCUAAGUGGCUUGACUACGGCCAUAGCGGAAGAGCUGCUGCCUUCUUCGCUGCAACCGCGUGGUAUAUUGCGCAGGUCGGCACCAAUAUUACAGCGAAUAGUAUUUCCGCCGCAAACGAUUUAACUGUCCUCUUUCCGAAGUAUGUCAACAUCUUCCGUGGCUGCAUCAUCGCGGCCAUCGUCGGUGGUUGGGUCAUCGUUCCAUGGAAGAUCCUCAGCUCCGCCGAGACGUUCUUGGCUUUCAUGGGUGGCUACUCUGUCUUCUUAGCCCCGAUGGCGGGCAUCAUCGCUUCCGACUACUGGCUUAUCAAGCGUCGCCGGAUCGACGUACCAGGCCUAUAUGACCCAUAUGGCCGAUAUCGUUACUGGUACGGCAUUAACUGGCAAGGCCUUGUUGCUUUCCUUUGCGCCGUGGGACCAAAUCUACCGGGCUUGGCGUACAGUAUCAACGCAAAGGGCACCCAUAUCAGUCAGGGAGCUAAAAACCUGUAUAGCUUCGAUUGGCUAUAUGGCUUCGUGUCGAGCAUUGUCAUAUACACCGUGUUGCACCUCAUCUUCCCGGCUAAGGAGAGCUUGGUGCCGAAGACGAUUGAUGGUGUCGAGCUUCUGGCACAAAGGAAGGCUGAGACUGGUGGACAAUCACCUGCGGAGAAGGAGAUUGCUGAGGACUAUGAAAAGCACGCCGGUCAAUUCUCGGAGCAAGGCAUCAGGAGGCGGAGUGAGGGUUACGGCUAUGCGAAUGUUGAUCCGCUCCAUCAUGCCCGUGAUGUUUACGAUAAGUAA
This is a messenger RNA of Baudoinia panamericana UAMH 10762, 1755 nucleotides long. RefSeq lists its product as uncharacterized. Gene Ontology annotation, biological process: nucleobase transport; transmembrane transport. Gene Ontology annotation, molecular function: nucleobase transmembrane transporter activity. Lineage: Eukaryota; Fungi; Ascomycota; Dothideomycetes; Mycosphaerellales; Teratosphaeriaceae. Gene Ontology annotation, cellular component: plasma membrane. The transcript is spliced from 7 exons. Bases 1 to 1755 code for a protein of 584 amino acids. The record is from RefSeq and is a predicted model, not a curated record.